Dreissena polymorpha is the source of this 1595-nucleotide messenger RNA. RefSeq lists its product as uncharacterized. Lineage: Eukaryota; Metazoa; Mollusca; Bivalvia; Myida; Dreissenidae. The record is from RefSeq and is a predicted model, not a curated record. The coding region runs from base 237 to 1595 and encodes 452 amino acids. The transcript has 14 exons.
CGGGCUAUGUUCAGGAGGAAAUCCACAGCAAAAACUCCAUAAUCAGCAACUGCUGCAACAGCAAUCGCAGCCGCAACAGCAGCAGCAGCAACAGCAGCCACGGCAACAGCAAUUACAUCAUCAGAUUCAUCCAUCUCAUUCUGGAGGAAAUCGGAAUCAUCAGCAGCAGUUUCAAGAACAACAACGGCGGAGACAACAUUACCCCUCAUUCUGGAGGAAAUCAGAAUAAUCAUCAGAUGUUUCUAGAAGAACAACGGCGGAGGCAACAACUCGCUCAGCAGUUUCAAGAACAACAACUCGCUCAGCAGCAGCAAAAGAUUCAAUCAUCCUCCCAAACAGCAGCUGGACAUGGCAGCCCAAAACAUCACCAUGGCAAUCAAGCCUCCCAAACAGCAGCUGGACAUGACAGCCCAAAACAUCACCAUGGCAAUCAAGAACAACGACGGCGGAGACAACAACUCGCUCAACAACAAGGGCGGAGACAUCAACUCGCUCAGCAGUUAGUAGAACGACGACGGUGGAGACAACAACUCAUUCAGCAGCAGCAAAAGAUUCAUCCAUCCUCCCAAACAGCAGCUGGACAUGGCAGCCCAAAACAUCACCAUGGCAAUCAAGAGCGGUCGUUCAAGAAGUCGUCUAAAUCGAAGCGCAAGAUCAUCAUGGCUGUGACGGGCUCGUUCAUACUGCUUUUCUCCUUGUGUCUGUGUAUGCAUUGCUGCAGGGCAAGAUCUCGAAAGAUACAGCUUGAAGUCAACUACCGUGAGGCGGUGGAAAGUGGGUACCAGCCUCUUACCAGCCCGCCCUCUCUUAUGGCAGUCAGUGAAGAUCUUUUCAAGGCAACUUUCUGUGGUGCCAAGUCAUCAUUCCCAGAGUCUUACAUUCCGGAUGUCCCAACAAGAUCAACGUCAGACCAUGCGCAAGAGAUGGUCAUUGUUGAGGCUGUCAGACAGUCCACCAGAAGUCUCCUGAACGAGGUCCAGAGCAGGGGUAAUGUCCGGUUAUCGGCCCACACGUUACCAAGCAGUCAUUUCAACGGGCCUUUACAAAGGUCUACCAGUAUUUUAAGAAACCCGUCGAAAACUUAUAGUCAUAGGAAUGUUUUGCCAGAAGCUAUUGAUGACGUAAUAAGGAGACACAGUUCAAGGUCAAUAGGGUCCCGCAGCCGUAUCCCUGCAUUCACUGAUGCUCCAUUGGAACCGUUGGUUCCAAGCAGGCUCAGUCAGGUACACAUGCAGCAAUUAGAAGAUGGUGAAGAUGAUGGGGAUGAUGGAGAGGGCAGCGAGUCCGGGGAAUCAGAACUGAAACCACAGCUUGCCAGCAUAUUUCAAUCCAGCACUGUGUGCAAGGACAACAAGAAUGUGGUGGCAGUCCAGACGGGACAGUGUACACAGUGUAAUCUCAAUUACCGCAAAGCAGGUUACAACAAGGGUUGUGGAACGGGAUGUGUGAUCAUACCUGUCUUACAGAGAGAGGUGUUCCCAAGUGCUCGUGUCGCAGUGGUUAUAUGCUUGAUACGAAUGAGUACUCUUGUAGAGAUGUCGAUGACUGCGUUGGUGUGGUUUGUCAACAUGGCGGGCGAUGCGAUGAUAAUGUGA